AUGUCUACCGCCGCUCGUCGCCGUCUCAUGCGAGACUUCAAGCGCAUGCAGACCGACCCCCCCGCCGGCGUCUCUGCUUCACCUGUACCAGACAAUGUCAUGACCUGGAACGCCGUCAUCAUCGGCCCCGCAGACACUCCCUUUGAAGAUGGCACCUUUCGACUUGUGAUGCAGUUCGAAGAGCAAUAUCCCAACAAGCCUCCCCAAGUCAAGUUCAUCAGCCAGAUGUUCCACCCUAACGUCUACGCUACUGGAGAGCUUUGUCUCGACAUUCUACAAAACCGAUGGAGCCCUACGUACGAUGUCGCCGCUGUCUUGACCAGUAUUCAAAGUUUACUUAACGACCCUAACACUGGUUCACCUGCAAACGUCGAAGCUUCCAACCUAUACAAGGACAACCGAAAGGAAUACACCAAGCGUGUCAGAGAGACAGUGGAGAAGAGCUGGGAAGACUGA
This is a messenger RNA of Fusarium musae, 456 nucleotides long. It is a transcript of the gene UBC2, whose product is annotated as Ubiquitin-conjugating enzyme E2 2. Gene Ontology annotation, molecular function: ubiquitin conjugating enzyme activity. The transcript has 4 exons. Gene Ontology annotation, biological process: proteasome-mediated ubiquitin-dependent protein catabolic process; protein polyubiquitination; DNA repair. NCBI's taxonomy places the organism in Eukaryota, Fungi, Ascomycota, Sordariomycetes, Hypocreales, Nectriaceae. The record is from RefSeq and is a predicted model, not a curated record. Gene Ontology annotation, cellular component: HULC complex. Bases 1 to 456 code for a protein of 151 amino acids.